GGCGCGUGUUGGUCGAGUUCGCACCUGCGGCUGGCCCUGAACAAACACUUAACUUGACACAGCGCCCAUGCCUCCGUGCGGCAUAGGCCUACGGGAAAUAGGCUUGUAUCACUGAACUGAAAUAUUAUUGGUUCCCAGUCAUUCGCCCCAGCAGAAAGGGACUGACCUUGAAAGCUUGAUGCGUCAUCAUAUCUCCCAGGCUAUCCCAGAAAGGAUGUGGUCGCGAAAGAGUUGCUGCGCAGGACCUCGACAAUAUUUACUUUUCAUUAAACUCGCUCCUACUUCGUCCACCCCUGCCUCCCGGCCGUGCCACUAAUAACCAGGGCUGUAAUUUAACUAUGUCAUCAAAGGAGAGUUUUACGACGAGCAGCCUCUCGCUGAACCUGAAUGAGGACUGGGACCGCUCAAGUGAUAUUAUUGUGCCUCAGACGCAGGUACCACGAAAUUCUGUGCUGUUUCCGGGAGAACAAGCGCGGGAUAACUGCAGCACACCUGGGGCAAAUGGGAGUAGGAAAAGCAGGUCCCUGAGUGAGCUCAUGCGACUCCAUGCCGAGAAGGGGACCGAUGUGACCUUUAACGUCGAGGAAGCGAGUCGUGUAGCAGAUGUUCUCAAGCAGUGGAUAAAUUCUGGAACUUCUCCAUAUGAGGGCGAGGAUGACUUCUUCUCUCGUGCAAACGAUGAUCUAUCACUUGGAGUAAAACGUUCAUUGCAAUCGGGUCCGGGAGACUUCAGUGGCCGAACGAGAGGGCAGAGCGAAAGCGUUGUCUCGCCCCUUUAGACGACAAUUUACGACCUCUGACGAUACUGAUGACUUCAUGACCAUAUACUCUACUCUGCGAGAUCAGCUAUACUACUUAGUUACUUCGUAGUCCUUCUCAAAUUCUUCGAUUUGCAACUCACGGCUGUGACCCGGUUCACCCGUGCCACUGAGUAUAUUCGGCUAUGUACUGCUGAUGUGACGUAAUCAA
Molecule: messenger RNA, 969 nt
Organism: Suillus subaureus
Lineage: Eukaryota; Fungi; Basidiomycota; Agaricomycetes; Boletales; Suillaceae
Exons: 3
Coding region: 339-779 (146 amino acids)
Source: RefSeq, a predicted model, not a curated record